This is a messenger RNA of Neocloeon triangulifer, 399 nucleotides long. Its product is annotated as protein KTI12 homolog. Lineage: Eukaryota; Metazoa; Arthropoda; Insecta; Ephemeroptera; Baetidae. The record is from RefSeq and is a predicted model, not a curated record. The transcript is spliced from 5 exons. The coding region runs from base 1 to 399 and encodes 132 amino acids.
AUGAGUUUUGUGGAGACAGAUGCUUGGCAGUGGAAUUUGAGUUCAGCUGGUUUGGACAGGCGGCAGUACACCAAGGCCGAGUUUGACAACCUGCUGGAGCGGUACGAGUGUCCUGACAGUAAGAAUAGAUGGGACUCGCCUCUUUUCAUGGUUCAAUCGGACGAGGAUAUUGAUUUUGACUCGAUCGCCAAGUGCCUCCUGGAGGGCAGAGCUGCCAAGGCGAACCAGUCCACAGUCAUGAUGAACAACCUGCCAAGUAAUGUGAUGUGCGACAUUGAAAAAAUUACAAAAGAAGUGACACAAAAAGUGCUCAGCCAAAAAGGGGGUCAGCAAAUCUUCACCAAGGGUGUUGUUCCUCAAGCAAAGCUGCUCAAAUCAAUACUUGGAAUUGUAAGCUGA